GUGCGCUGCGCGCAGUGCGCUGCCGGGGCAGCGCGGCGCCCGGCACCGGCACUAUUCUGCCCUCCGCCUCAACUCGCCUUGCAAACGCAAUGUAUUAAUGUAUUUCUCGAUCGAGGCUAGUCAACUUGUAAAACGAAAUAUGCAAUCAUCGAUCCAGAGUGCAAAUCUAACAAGUUAAAAACGGAAUAAGAUUCAAUUGUGUGGUCGUAUAGAAUUGUGUCGAGUCGCAAAAAUAACUGUUGCGCGGGCAAUCGAUACGACGAGGUGUACGUUUGUUUUGUUGUUCGUGGCCGCCGCACGCCGCCGCCGCCACCUCCGUGCGCCUUCGUACACGCGCUGCUGGUAUGGAAAUAUGGAAUGAUGUCGAGCGAGCCCCGCGUGCCCGGCUACAUGACGCGGCCACCGGCCUCAAUGCAGUUGCUGCGGGGUCGGGCGAGGCGGGCGGCGCAGGAGAGUGCGCAGCGGUAGGCGGCGCGGCGUGCGGCGGGCGGCGCGCGGCUCUGCCCACAGACUGCGACGCGCCAGGGGAGCUGCUCGCAGAAUUCCUGUCGGCCAUCCUGCGACGGCAGUACGCGGAGGCGCUUCGUUGCUGCCGACUCAUCUUGCAGUACGAGCCGCACAACGCCACGGCGCGCGGAUUCUGCCCAUUGCUGCGACUUCGGCUGCGCGCCGCCGAAGCUGCGGCGGGUCCGGGUGAGGCGGAGGAGAGUGCGGGGGCCGACACGGGGGACGCGGGGAGCGCUGGCCGCCGACCACCCUCACCGGCCACGCGUGCCAUGGAGCGGGAGGAGCAGGGCGGGGAGGCGGCGGAGCGAGGGGAGUCAAGCUCGGGCUCGCGGUCGGGCUCGCGCGCCGGCUCCGCGGACUGGGCCGGCUCGCAGUCCUCUCUUGAGCUGGACUCCUCCCCGCCCAGCCGCUCCCCCAGCCGCUCCCUCAGCCGCUCCCCCAGUCGCCGCGUCGACCUCACCGAUAGUACGUGCGCGCAAUGCGCAUUUAUGACAGAAACGAAACAUAUAAUAUUACUAUUAUAG
Molecule: messenger RNA, 1031 nt
Organism: Papilio xuthus (Asian swallowtail)
Lineage: Eukaryota; Metazoa; Arthropoda; Insecta; Lepidoptera; Papilionidae
Exons: 5
Coding region: 345-1031 (228 amino acids)
Source: RefSeq, a predicted model, not a curated record